Messenger RNA from Chironomus riparius, 3398 nucleotides. Lineage: Eukaryota; Metazoa; Arthropoda; Insecta; Diptera; Chironomidae. The record is from the annotation of a GenBank genome assembly.
UUAAUACUAGAUUUACAAUUUAUAGAAUAAAGUGUGAGAUCAGCAUUCAAAGAACAUUGAAGAUCUCAAGUUUGUAAAAUAUUACGGUGAUUGACAAUUGACAGUUUUUAACGGUUUUUAGAUAUUUAAAAUUGUAAGUGGUGAAAAAGUUGAGCUGCAAGUUUUGCAAUAAUAAUAAGCCAAGUUAAUGUUUACAUAACAAAAAUUGAAAAUUAACGACAUUGUAAUAGAAAAUAGGAGAAUUAAGUAUUUGCACAGUGCAGUCAACAUCAAGAAGUAAUAAGCAGUAAUUAGUAAUGCAGAGCGGAAUAGAUACCAGGUGAAUUGUUUCAAUUAGGAUAAUAACAAGCAAGCAGGCAUUUUAUGAUUAAAAAAAUUUUUUUGUUUUAGGUCUCUUCAAGUUGCUUCAAAUAAUCUCCCGAUAGGAAAAGUGACAUCAUCUGCUCAUUGCGUAUGUGACAUUUCAAUGCCCAUUUGAAAGCAUGCAUGUGUGUUUGUUCUUGAAAGCGGUUUAAUAAGCUCACCGAUCUUCCUCGUUCUGCUGCUAGAUGUGGUUCUUUCAAAAACGACAUUGGAAUGGAUCCUAUUAGCCAGAUUAUUGUAAAUGAAAGUCGCUGAGUUGAUGAAGCUGAUUGCACGUACUGGAAGGCAAUUCUGGACCAAGUGAGAAUACAUGUUCACUCUACUUUCGAGGAAGUCAACACCAAAUACACUUCUCAAAGCUCGAUUUUGAAUUUUUUGGACGGGAUUUAACACUUUUUGACAAGCUGUACCAUAAAUCAUUGACAUAUAAUUUAGAUGAGAUUCGAAUAGUGUAUGGUAGAUGAGUUUCUUGGUUGAUUGUGUCAAUUUGUACUUGAGUUUCCAUAAAAUCCCUGAUAUUGAGGCUAGUUUUGAUUCCAAAGCCUGACAGUGUUUAUCCCACUUAAGAUGUUGAUCCAUAAAUAGUAGGGUUGGGCAAAAUCGUAGUCGAAUAUAUUCGACUAUAAAUAGUCGCAUAUUAUAGUCGAAUAUAUUCGACUAUAUAGUCGCAUAUGCAUUUUUCAAAAAAAACCGUUAAUUAUCACGGUUUUAAAUUCAAAGUUGGUUUAAUUCUUUUAAUUAAUUAUUUCGUCAUUAAUUUAUUGAUCAACUAAUAUUUAUCGGCAUAGCUAUAAAAAAGUAAGUACUUCCAUCACUUUUCCUUUGCAUUUGUAUCGAUUAGUAAUUUUUUUCAAUGAUUUUAUUUAGAUGGGAAUAUUUGAUAUCAAAAAAUACUUGCGGUCACCAAAUAAGGGAAGAGGAAAGUGCCGAAAAUGCUCUAAGUCAUGUCAAUGGUCCAAGGAGAGAGUAUAAAUGCAUAUUAGGAAUUGUGAGAAGUCGUCUGAUGAUGAAAAGUUGAUGUUCCCAACUAAAUUGCAAACAACUCUAAAAACUAAUUCAAGCAUCGAAAAUCCACAACAUUUAACACCUGAAUUACCAUCAUGCUCUACGAAUACGCUUAAAGAAGCUAUAGCUAACUUCAUAUUCAAAUCCGGUGUAUCUUUUCGAGUUGUUGAGUUAGAUUGCUUUAAAGAAAUGUUUUUUGUUAUUAAUCCAGCUUUAGUUGAAGCCAUUUAAAGGAAGUUAUGCCAAAAGAAGCGUCAAAAGAAGUGAUUAAAUUGAUUGAGCGUAAUAGUUUUUGGGAUAAACUGUGCAAAUUGGCAACAAUUCUUGAGUAUCCAUCAAAUAUUAUAGGUAAACUCGAGAAGGACAAUACAAGCUUAAAUGCUGUCUACGAUUACUUUGGCAAGCUUUAUACACACUUUGAACAAGACAAGACUAUUCAAAGACUCGUGAAGUAUCGUUGGGAUUAUAUUCUUACAGAAUCUAUGGGAGCUGCCUAUAUGUUGACUCCAAAAUUCAGUGUCGAUGGAGUUUAUGUAGACCACGACAAGAUCGAUAUCGUUGGUCACAUCAAAAAGAUUGUGGCUGUUGUUGAUCCUAUAAAAGCAUCUGAUGUUGAUGGAGAAUUUGCAAUGUAUGUCAAUAUGAUUUCAAAUCUACCAGCAGACAAGCAACAAAUGAUUUAUCAAAUGGACGCAAAGCCUUAUUGGAAGGUUUUUGGCAAAAAUGAAUUUCCAGCACUAUAUAUUUGUGCUAAUCGUGUGUUUGAUAUGGUGGCAUCGUCUGCUGCUUCGGAACGUGUUUGGUCUGCUUUUGGAUUUAUUCAUUCAAAUUCGCGUAAUCGAUUGAUUACAACUCGAGUUGAAAAAUUAACGUCAAUUUAUGUGAACAAUGCCAUUCUUAAGCAGCUAGAUGCUAUUAAUAGCUUAUUUUCUGAUGAAUUCUUAUAUGAAAAUGAUUUUGAAUAGCUGCAUUAUUCAUUAUAUUUAAAUUAGCAAAAAAAUAAAUAACGUAUUUUUUGAUUUUUGAAAAUCUCAUAUGCGACUAUAUAGUCGCAUAUAUUCGACUAUUUUUUUGUUCAUAGUCGAAUAUAUUCGAAUAUAUUCGACUAUUUUCCCAACCCUAAUAAAUAGUCCAAGAUAUUUAACACAAUCAACUCUCUUAAUACUUUUUCCAUCUAUGUCAAUCAUAUCGCUGUCUUGAAACUUCAUGAAUGGUGAAUGAAAGAUUAUGAAUUGUGUCUUAUCGAAGUUGAGAAAUAGACGUUGAUUCUCAAAGAAAUUUAAAAGUUUCCUUAGGUCUGGGAUGAUUUUGUCUUCUACCUUGUCAUUUUUUUCGUGACUAUUGAUGAGAACAGCAUCGUCUGCAUAAAGGAACAAUUUGCCAGUAACAUCCAAUGAAGCAAUGUGAUUAAAAAAUAUUAUAAAUAGAAGACUUCCCAAAAUUCCUCCUUGCACGACUCCAUGAUCGAUAGAUUUUUUACAGCUUGUUGCAUUAUUAAUCUUGACAAUUUGCUUCCUCGAUUUUAAGUAGUUUCCAAUCAGCUUAAGUGGAUUUCCACGUAUUCCAGAAAGAUUAAGUGUGUGAAUUAAGCAUUCGAUGUCGACAAGGUCGAAUGCCUUUCUAAUAUCCAUACACACUGCACUGACUUUUUUUUUCUUGUCAAUUAAACUCAUGAUCUCUUCCACUAGUUCAAGCGCAGCAGUUUCAGUUCCACUCUUGGCUCUAAACCCAAAUUGCUUUGGUGACAUUAUCUUUGCCUUAUAAAACACAAAGUCAUAAAUUCUUCUGUACAGAGUCUUUUCCACAAUUUUAUUAAAAAUUGAAAGCAUUGCCACUGGUCGAUAAUCGUUAAUAGAUGUUUUGUUGCCAGACUUAUUGAUGGGAAUCACUAGUGCCGUUUUAAAGCAAUCAGGAUACGUUGAGGUCUCAUAAAUUCGACGAAUCAUAUGACAUAGCAAUGGAGCUAAUUCCAUUGAAAGACAUUUGACUAUUGAUGGGUGUAUUCCAUCUAUUCCUGCAGAAGAGUUCUU